Tetrahymena thermophila SB210 is the source of this 780-nucleotide messenger RNA. RefSeq lists its product as hypothetical. Lineage: Eukaryota; Ciliophora; Oligohymenophorea; Hymenostomatida; Tetrahymenidae. The transcript is spliced from 2 exons. The record is from RefSeq and is a predicted model, not a curated record.
AUGCUGAUAAAUCUUAUAUAAAAAAAGAUAUUAGCUGUCUCUAUAAAUUAACAUUAAAUAAUCAAAAAAUUAAUAAAGAUUAAAUAAGGGAAAGAAAGUAAGCAUAAAAAAACACAAAUGAGACAACAAUUUGAAUAAAAAAUUAGAGAUACAUCUAUAGAUUUUCACAAAUCUGAUAUCAAAUUAUUAUUAGAUUAUUUAUAAGAGAAAAAAGGUCAUCUUAAAAUCUAAACGGAAUAAGUGUUUUCAAUUCGAUAACUCUAAAUUAACAGUGAACUGCCUGAUGAAAAAGUUGAACUUCUCUAAAUUAAAGUUUAUGACAAAAAACAAAACAUAAAAAAAUGCUUAGAAAUUUUUUUAACUGACUAUGUUGAAGAGCUCGUUGGUCAUUUAAAAAAAUAUGCUGAUAUUUGCUCACGCUUAUUCAGGCCAGCAUUUAUUCUGAAAGUUUUUGAUUCUUAUUACUUAGAUGAAGACAAGAUAUUUUAUGUCAUAGAAUACGAAGACUUCUAUCUUUAAAAUUCUAGUUCCUAAACUAACUAAUAAAUUGUAUUUGAUUCAGUUAACUUAAUCAGAUAAUUUAUGUCAUAUUAUUAAUGUGAAAAUGAAGAUGAAGAUUAUAAUUUUUAAUUAGCUAAAAUCUAGUUUCAAAUACAAUUUGCAUUUAUACAAUAAGAAAACUCAUAAUUUUAAGUCAAAUUAAAUGCAGUAAAUCCUAUUUUAUUCAGUAAUAUGUCCAUGCUUCAAUUAAGAUUCAAAUUUAAUGAUGAAUUUUAUUGA